UAAGGACAAAGUAGUCAUUCCAAUUCAAACCAAACAAAGAUAUGAAAACUGCUGGCUACAGCCUCUGGUUUUCCCCAAAACUUUGGGCACCAAACCCAUACCCAUCUCUUGCUAUAUAACCAACCCACCUUCAGUUCAUCUUCCUCAUAACAACACAAAACACUUGAUUUAUAGAGAGAUCUUCAAUAUACCAUUCACUACUCAGAAUCAGUUCUUUUACUGUUGAUUUCUGUUUGAGUUUUGGAGAAAGAAAAUUAAGAAGAUGAGUUAUAUGGGGAAAGCUUGGAUAGUGACAGCGAGUGUGGGAGCAGUGGAGGCACUCAAGGACCAGGGCUUCUGCAGAUGGAACUAUGCUAUGAGGUCUAUUCACCAGCACGCCAGGAACAAGCUCAGGUCUUGUUCUCAGGCCCAGAAACUCUCUUCUUCCUCUUCCGCCAUGGCUUCUAGCAGAGUGAGAGAGGAGAAGGCCAAGCAGUCAGAGGAGUCUCUGAGGACUGUCAUGUACUUGAGCUGCUGGGGACCCAACUGAGGAAGAAGCUAUAUAUAUAUAUAUAUAUAUGAAGGUUUUGAUCGUCCUACUAGUGAUGAAGACAGUGGAGGGGAGAGAUUGAUUUCAUGGAAUUUUUGUACAAAGACAUAUACAUGAGGGUGGAAUUGCUGUAAAUUGUAUAGUUUAUUGACGAUGGCUCUAUGAAAUACAUACAUCAUAUAGUGUUUUUUUUCUCAAUAG
This is a messenger RNA of Vitis vinifera (wine grape), 730 nucleotides long. RefSeq lists its product as uncharacterized. Bases 263 to 529 code for a protein of 88 amino acids. NCBI's taxonomy places the organism in Eukaryota, Viridiplantae, Streptophyta, Magnoliopsida, Vitales, Vitaceae. The transcript has a single exon. The record is from RefSeq and is a predicted model, not a curated record.